AUGGAGAAGAUGGAUCCAGACGAAGCCCAGCGGGACACCAGAAGUGAAAUCGAAGACACAUACGUCGCUAUUAAGGUUUGCAUUAAGGAGCAAUUGGGCGCGGACGCCCACAAUACAACCGUGGCCGAUGCUUCGCCCUGCGUUUCUCAUUCAACUUCCAUGAAGCUACCACGACUGGCACUUCCUACGUUUGAUGGCAAGUACUCCGACUACAAAAACUUCGUAACGUCAUUUAAGCAAGUCAUUGAUAGUCAACCUAGCUUGUCUUCUAUCGAGAAGUUCAACCAACUGCUUAAUUGUUUGAAGGGAGCGGCCUUAGAAACUGUGAAGGCAUUUCAGAUCUCUUCUGAAAAUUAUCCGAAAGCGCUCGAACGUCUUAAAGCUCGCUAUGACAACCCCACGCUCGUCUUUUUGGAUAAUAUAAAAUCCUUAUUCAGCUUGCCGAAUGUUUCCAAAUCGAAUGCGCAACAUCUGCGUAGUCUCAUUGACAAUGCAUCAGCCCUGUACAACUCGUUACUGUCACUGGGUUCUGAGUCGCAAAUUGCUCAGGCUAUGCUCAUCUCGAUAGUGAUGGACAAAGUCGAUCAGGACACCAGGAAGAAAUGGAAUGAGUUUUUAGACUUCCGAGAUCUUCCGACAUGGACAUCUUGCAUUAGCGUCGUUGAACGACGUUGCCAAUACCUAGAAUCUAUAGCCCAUAACGAUGAUACAGCACACACGGACACUUGUUUGAAUCGAAUUAUACUAGCCACUGCGUUGGUACAGAUUAAGGAUGCUACAGGUCCUUACAGAAUUGGCCGCGCUCUACUGGACUCCUGCUCCCAAGUAAAUUUUAUAUCUGAUGAGUUCGCACAAACACUUCGUUUACCCCGUAAGAGAAGCAACUUGGAAAUUCGCAGCAUUGGGGAGUCGCAAACUCAGGUUAAGCAUCGCACGUCUACCACAAUCAAAUCACGUUUUGUCGAAUUGGAAUUGCCACUCGGUUUCUGUGUCACAUCGCACAUUGCCUAUCAUCCAGAAUCGGAAAUCGACAUUUCAUCAUGGAAUCUACCCAAGAAUACGCUAUUGGCUGACGAAAACUUCAACAAGUCGCGCCGCAUUGACCUACUCCUUGGAACCGAAGCAUUUUUUGAUAUCCUAUCUGUUGGCUAUGCACUAUCACUGGACGAAUCCAUAAACCAGAACGUAGAGCGCCUAUGGCGUAUCGAAGAUGUUAGGACACCAGCUGAUACCUACACUCCAGAGCAACGCAAAUGUGAGGAAAUCUUCAUCACCACGGUUCGCCGACAAAACGAUGGUCGAAUUGUAGUUCGUCUUCCAUUCAAGGAUAAUCCUUGUUUGCUAGGUCGGUCAUAUGAAACCGCCCGCAGACGCUUUGAAGCUCUUGAACGUCGCUUGAGCCGCACACCAGAUAUUAAGCGACAAUACAUAGACUUCAUGGUAGAGUUCCAACGUUUGGGCCAUAUGAGCUUGCCAAACAGUACGUCGACAAAGUUACGGGUUGUCUUCGAUGCCUCCUGCCAGACUACGUCACAGAAGUCACUUAACGACUUAUUGAUGGUCGGACCAACCAUACAGCUCGAGCUAUACACGCUUCUGUUUCGUUUUCGAUUGUAUCGCUACGCGAUUACUGCCGAUAUUGUCAUAAUGUUCAGACAGGUUGUUGUUGAUGAUAAGGACCGGCAGUUUCAGUAUGUACUCUGGAGAAAUACACCCAAUGAACCGCUUUGCACUUAUGAACUCAAUACAGUCACUUACAAGACCGCUGCUGCUCCAUAUCUUGCCAUACGUAGUAUGUCAUAUUUGGCUGAUCAAUACUUGGAUAAGUUUAAAAUCGGUGCCGAGGCCAUAAAAUCGUGCUUUUAUGUAGAUGACUUCAUUUGUGGAGCAAAUACUAUUGAUACUCUUCGUGAAAUCAAAACAGAAGUUACCGAAGUACUUCGUCGUGGUAGAUUUGAACUUGCAAAAUGGCAUUCAAACUACAUCGAGUUUGUCGAUGAUUGCACCAUCAAAGAGCUAAAUCUGGACGACAAAGCUAUAACUAGCACUCUGGGGUUAAGAUGGAAUCAACAAGAAGACGUUUUUAUGUUUUCACUUGUGCCUAAGCAGACAUUUAACGUUGUCUCUAAACGUUCAAUACUGUCAGUGACUUCAUCUCUAUUCGAUCCGUUGGGAUUAGUGUCACCUGUCAUCAUAGUAGCAAAAAUUAUUCUGCAAGAACUGUGGCUACUUAGGCUGCAGUGGGAUGAGUCAGUUCCACAUAACAUCCACACUGCAUGGAUUUCGUUUCUCUCAUCACUUUCGUCGUUGGAGCUGCUUAAGAUACCACGAUUUUGCCUACAACCAAAUGCUGGGAGCCUUCAGUUGCACGGUUUCUGCGAUGCAUCCAUCAGGGCCUAUGGAUGUUGCAUCUACGCACGUACGGUCAGCGCUGAUGGUAAGGUUAAGGUGAAUCUAGUUACAUCGAAAUCAAGAGUUGCACCAACUAGAAAACUAUCGCUUCCGAAAUUGGAAUUGUGCGGCUCCCAUUUGCUGGCACAACUUUUUGCCAAAAUCAAAGUGAACUUUGCUGACCACAAGUAUUCGACGUUCUUGUGGAGUGACUCGCAAAUCGUGCUAUUCUGGAUUCAGCAACACUCCGCCACACUGUCCACGUUCGUCGGAAACCGAAUAUCUGAAAUACAAGAGCAAACUUCCAGCUGUCAUUGGAAAUAUGUUCCAACGCGCUGUAACCCCGCCGACCUAUUAUCAAGGGGAUGUUCGGUGGAUGAGCUAAAUCAGUCUAUGUGGUUCGAGGGUCCUGCUUAUUUGCUACAACACCAAGACGAGUGGCCAACACAAAGGCCGGGUGAUAUUGACCAAAAUAUUGUUGAUUCGGAAAAACGGAAAUCGGCAUUUGCUGUUACUAGCGUUACCAACUAUCUACUCGAAGUUAUCUACAACAUCAGCUCGCAUAGCCGUUGUUUGCUAAUCGUAGCCUGGAUGCUUCGUUUUAGUUACAUAAGCAGAAAAUUGUGUUCUUUCGAUACACCAUCUCCCUCGCCACAAGAACUACUGCGUGCCAUGCAUUGUAUUAUUUGGAAUUUGCAGACCAAAUACUUCACCGAUGACAUCCAAGCACUUCGCAAAGGAAGAGAGGUCAGCGGCCACCUUAAAUUUUUAAAUCCCUUUUUACAGGUGACUGAAGGAUUUAUGCUGCUUAAGGUUGGAGGUCGCUUGGAGUUGGCAAACGUUCAAUACACCCAGAAACAUCCGAUAUUACUCCCAC
This is a messenger RNA of Rhagoletis pomonella (apple maggot), 3268 nucleotides long. RefSeq lists its product as uncharacterized. The annotation marks the transcript as partial. Lineage: Eukaryota; Metazoa; Arthropoda; Insecta; Diptera; Tephritidae. The record is from RefSeq and is a predicted model, not a curated record. The transcript has 4 exons.